Messenger RNA from Gossypium raimondii (Peruvian cotton), 1439 nucleotides. Its product is annotated as GDT1-like protein 3. Gene Ontology annotation, molecular function: calcium ion transmembrane transporter activity; manganese ion transmembrane transporter activity. The transcript has 9 exons. Gene Ontology annotation, biological process: calcium ion transmembrane transport; manganese ion transmembrane transport; Golgi calcium ion homeostasis. Gene Ontology annotation, cellular component: Golgi apparatus. The coding region runs from base 304 to 1185 and encodes 293 amino acids. The record is from RefSeq and is a predicted model, not a curated record. NCBI's taxonomy places the organism in Eukaryota, Viridiplantae, Streptophyta, Magnoliopsida, Malvales, Malvaceae.
CUUUAAACUAAGAAAAAUUUAGCUAAUCAAUAAGAACAGCUAGUGUGUAUUUUCGAUGAGAAGAUCUUCUUCCCCAAUUCGCGUCAUCUCUUCUCUCUUUUCAUACUCUCCGAUCUCAUUGGCUCACAAAUGAAUCCUUCCAUUCUAUUAAACCUUCCUUUAGAUCUCUAGCCCAUGUUUCAGAUCUCUCUUCUUUGGUUCAAUUUUUUGACGUUUUUAGAAAGAAAAAAAAAAUCUUUUGAUUAAAUCUCACGAUCCCUCGAUUUUCUCUCACAAACCCAGUUUUUUCUUUCAUUUUUCGUAAUGGGUUUCACUCCAAUUCGCUUUCUCUUCAUUGUUUCCUUUUUCUUCUUCGUUUUCGCUUCCGUUUCUUUUUCUCAGGAUUCAGGUUUUCAAGCUGAGAAGGAGGAAUCUGAUGGGUCAAUUAAAGAUCUCGGCCGCCGCGGCAUGAUUGUUUCAAAGAACUCUGAGAAUGGUGUACUAGACGAGAAGGUCGGUACCGAUUCCAUAGGUACUAAUCUUGGUUUCGAUCCAGCUGGUCUCGGCGUCCUUGAUGCAUUCUUUGCAAGUUUUUCCAUGAUAAUUGUCAGUGAGAUUGGAGAUGAAACUUUUAUAAUAGCAGCUCUUAUGGCUAUGCGACACCCAAAGUCAACUGUUCUAUCCGGUGCAUUAGCUGCCCUGUUUGUUAUGACAGUACUUUCCACUGGACUAGGUAGGAUUGUGCCGAAUUUGAUAUCAAGGAAGCACACAAAUAGUGCAGCUACAGUUCUCUAUGCAUUUUUUGGGCUUCGGUUACUUUACAUUGCUUGGAGAGCAGAUACAAAGGGGUCUCAGAAAAAGGAAAUGGAAGAAGUAGAAGAGAAACUUGAGACUGGCCAAGGGAAGACAUAUUACCGGCGCUUUCUUACCAGAUUUUGUACACCUAUCUUUUUGGAGUCAUUUAUUUUAACAUUUCUAGCCGAAUGGGGGGAUCGAAGCCAAAUUGCCACAAUUGCUCUAGCAACACAUAAAAAUGCAGUGGGGGUAGCGGUGGGAGCCAUAAUAGGACACACCAUCUGUACGUCACUGGCCGUGGUGGGAGGGAGCAUGUUGGCGGCCAAGAUCUCGCAGCGAACAGUGGCCACAAUCGGCGGCUUUCUCUUCCUUGGCUUUUCCCUUUCCUCGUAUUUCUAUCCUCCCCUAUGAUGAUUUGUAGGUUAAACAUGAUUCUUUUGAAGAACCCAACUCCCGUUGCUCCUUUCAAUUCAAUUUUUCUUAUUGUUUUUGCCUUUAUAGUUUAUAUAUGCAACACUGAAAGUGUUUUAUACUAACUGGUUAAAAACCAGAUCAAUGUCCUUUUCCUUUUUUUGUACACAUGCAUACAUGUAUGGUUUCUUAGGGUAGGGUGUUAUCAAUCAAGUUUUUCGUCAAUCAAUUUUAAUCUUAAAUGUCGGUUUUUA